Messenger RNA from Spirometra erinaceieuropaei, 9275 nucleotides. The record is from the annotation of a GenBank genome assembly. NCBI's taxonomy places the organism in Eukaryota, Metazoa, Platyhelminthes, Cestoda, Diphyllobothriidea, Diphyllobothriidae.
AUGGUAUCCGAUUCAAGGGGCACUCUCAAACAGUGUGGAAGUCGGCGGCCGCAAAAACAGCAUAUAACUUUUGCGUCGCAUGCAGAGAGCGUUCCAAAGUCUUCAAAAGGCGGGUUGCACCCGCUUCCUGUUAGCACAUUCAGUGCAGACUCCACGGGCGAUGAUGUUAGUGAAGAGGACGACGAAUGCAGAUGGCGGUCGGAGACGGAAAGUCUGCGAAACUGCAGCAACAACAACAACGACCAAGUGUUAUUCGUGCAGAUUCCCAAAAAUGGCGAACAGCGAAUAUCGAAGAUUCGGCCCAAUCAAUCCGCUAUCAGUCAUUGGAAGAGAGCUGGUUCUUGUUCGUUUCCGGAGCCUGUUCACCCGCCGCUGGCAUAUCAGCUCAAUGGUGAUAUUCUCAAUAAACCUACAAAGGCAGCUGAAGCCCGCAGGACUGAGGAUAAAGACAAAAAGGGGUUAAGAAACGGAGCAGGUGGAAUGGCCGAGGGGGCGCGUGUAAAAGGGCUCAGGCGCGGGGGGACCGCAGCUGAAGCUUCGCGUCGGACGGCCGACGCGGCGUGGGAGCGUGGUCCCCCUAACAGACUGCCGCUGGCUGAUGAGAAACAGACACCAGCAGCCGCUGAGGCGGCGCGAACCGCUGUCAGAAUGAUGCUGGAGUCUCGUUACGGCAAUUCUACACCCAACGUCUUCCCACCCCCGAAAAAGCGUGGUGAAGAAUCAGUGGUUUGGCAGCCUGUUGACCACUCGAGGAAUCACUAUAAUCCACUAACUGCUAUGCAAGGCUGCAAGGUCACAGCUAAACCACAGGCUGAAACAACAAACAGUCAAAGCCAGCGAUCAUCUAAGACUGCUCAUCAUAUUGACGCACGAUCGUUACAAGCAACAAAAGAGCCGAGUCCAGAAAAUACACCAGUAUAUCCGACCAAACACAACGUCUCGGGAAAUCCCCUAGUAGGCAAUCGUGGAAAUCUGCCGUUGGUUGCUGAAUCGUCAUUUGGGGGUCCGCCAAAAGUUCUGAUGGACGAGAAAGUUGGUCAUCCAUCCGUCCGCGAACGAUUUCAUACCGCACUAUCGCGUUUCACAAAUAACGAAAUAGAAAACGGUAAGUAAAUCUGAAGACUUAACAGGUCCAGAAUCACACAAUUUUGAACGUUAAAAGUCAGAAGAUCUUCAGUUAAUGAGUUUAUACUUUGCUGGGCAAUGUACAACUUCACAAUUUCGAAGACUCGGAUGAGGUAUUAUUCUGCGGAAAACAAGUGUUUUCCCAAGAUACUUGGUGACUUAAAAGGACUAGGGCGUCUUCUUCUUACCAAGGAAAUUAAUCGACCUAUCUGAUUAAAGGUGGCAGAAUUCAUAAAUUAUUGCUAAUCACUCACAAACCGACACCAAUGCGUGAACCCGAUAUCUGCGUUAACAGAUAACUACUUUAAAGGCAUUGAAGAUUGCUUAGAGGCACCACUUUUUCAGAAAAGUUGAAAAUUCCGAAGGCGUCAAAAGUGGUCGUAAUUGAGUAAAUGUCGAUUUUAGAUGUACAGAAUGUCUGUCCAUGGAAAACCAAGAAAAUAUGACAGCACAAAUUAGACGACAUUUAACAAUGGUGUUUUAGUGAAUUUUACAUUAAAAUGACAUUUAAGAAUUAAUGCAAUGUUAGGUAUCGUGGUUUGCCAACAGCCUGCAUCCUGAGUAUAGAUUCCAAAACAGUUUCCGAGAAUUCGUUGUAUCUUCUUCGCCUCUGCAUUAACUGGCAUGCGAUCCACUAAGGCAAACAGGGUUCCGCUUGAUUUCAUCGAUAGGGGCCUCAUACAGAUAAGAAAUUUCAUAAGAUCACAUGAUGUCAGGCUGAUCGGUGACGAAUGAAUUUAAAUAUAGCUGUUGUCUACUAAUUGGUAACGCGUAAUUAUGGCUCUACACAAGACCUGGCCUAAGCAGACUUGCUGAAUCGGUAGGCGGCAGGUGUCAGGAAAUAUAACACCCAAAUAUUCUACAAUGGCGUUUUUACAGGUUUUACAUUUGAGACGUUUGUGCUUCUAUUAAUGACUGUCUUUAAGGUCGACCCUCUGACGUCCAGGAAAGAGACAUCCAGCAGGCGCCGAAAGAAGCUCCACCGGUCUCUGCCAAUGCGGACCCUUUGCCAACACAAAAAGGCCGGGACUUGGAGUUGGGUAGAGAGCAUGAAGUUCUUAGACCAAAACAACUCUGGCGAACAAAGUCAAUUGGACGUACCAGUUCUGAGAAGAAAAGGGAUGAGCAGAGUAGCGACCACUCUUCUGGUGCUCUCCUUUUUCCCAAGUCAGCUGCUGGAAGCUCCAUCUCCACAUCAAAAUCAGACUCUGAAGUAAAUUUUCAACGCGGAUUUAGAGACCAAAGUCACACCUCGCAAGGUGCUUUAGAUGACAAAGGCCAAGCAAGCAAAUUAUUGAACCCGAACUCUAAGAAUGCAAUGGACGGAUAUGUCAUGACCAGAAGGAACGCCCAGGGGUUCCCAAAACCCACAGGCAAGUCCAUGCUUAUAUUAGGGAAAUUUCAAAGGCAAUUGGCAAUCGCCACGCACUAGUUGUGCAGGUAUCAAUGGUGAGACUGUCUAGUUUCAAAGUGCGUACGCUGGGCAGACAUGGUGAUCGUGCAUUCCAAAAAUAAUGUGAGAUCUACGCACGCCAUGAGAAUAGGUCUUUUAGAACAUUGAUCAGGAUUUCUAAUCCUUCGAUAUUUACGUCGAGAAACAUUAAAAUCAAAUCAAGAUUAGUGUAUUUCGAAUAAAUGACAGAAGCCCUUGAAACUCCAUUUUAAAAAAGUCAAUGUGAAGAGCAGCUACGUUGCGAAGAUUUACAGGUAAUUCUAGCAUGUGAAAUAUGUAGGACUGAUAGCGAAACAGGAGUGUCAAAAAGCCGGUGAAUUUGUUAAAUAGCAGUCAACGACAUAUUGACUGCAUUUGCACGCAGAAAGUUCUGCAGUAUUAAGGUUAUUACAAAAAAUGUGUUAUUGAAGUCAAGAUAGUAGCUUGUUGACGGUUAUAACAGUGACUUGUCAGAUGGGUUUGGGGAUUUCCGGUUGACCUUUAAGAGGUGAGGCUUCUUAAACACACUCACGUUGGUCGAAUGCACGGCCUAUGUCGGUAAAGAAUUCCACUGUUGAAUGACUUUUUGCGAAAAAAAGAGGGGACGUUGAUUGGUGCGGCACAGCUCCUUUACAAGUUGGCAAUCAUGAAGUACCAUUUCAAAAAAAUUCUCAGUCCUUAUCAAGAUCAAGUCUCCUUAACAAAUAAAAUGUUAUUACAAGGCCACAUCUGUCUUGUUUAUAAUGGGGGAAGUAGAGAUUUAAGGCAGCCAGGAGCUGUUCGUACUCCAAAUUCUUUAGUUCAGGAACAUAAGAUUGUAGAACGUCGUUGUACACCUUUCAACAUAAUUAUGCCUUUCCGAAGCGGCGAAGUAAGUGGGCUAACUCAUGAAAUGUCAACCGAAAUUCCUAACCACGUUUUCGUUUCGAAAAGAUUCAUUAUGUAGGAUUGUAAAAUUAAUCAUCCUGCAGCAUAGUUCUAUAAUAAUUCAGUCACCUCAGGAUGCCGGCUUUCGAAUAAACUUUUUUCGGCUGUAUGCAAUAGUUAUACUCUGUAAAAAAUCACUACUUAAGUAGUAUGCACUUUUCUCAUUUAUUUUCGAAGCCCUUAUGGAACUUACUCGUUCCGUUGUGCCUUACGGGCUCUCUCUCUCUCGAGCCCAACCAGCAGCUGCACAGCGGCGCAUGAUAAAGGCAGCAUGUUGUUACCGACAAAGACAAGGGAGACUGGAAUGGCCAUUUCUGACUUAGUAGCUGUCGUCAGCCAGUCAUUCCAAACCCCGAGGUGUGGAACACCUGGGGCUCGAACUCAGGACCUGUUAGUUAGGAGUCCAACGCCCCUAACCACUGACGCCUCUAACGGUGAGCGCCCCUCUACCAAUGUGGGUAUAGUAAUACAAUACUGUUUCAGCCUUAUUCAGCCUUCAUUCCAGCGACCAUAACCCUGGUCACCAGCUGGGACCAGAAACACGAAAGCACGCUCGUACACGGCGCAGAUGGUUCACAGACGGGGCUUAACAGAUGGAUCUCGUAGUUGGUUGCCGCCCAUAUGGAGCUUGUUUGCCUCCGGAGGUCAAUAAAUAGGGGUGGAUCCAUUCCUAUGUGAAUAAAUCCCCGAUCUGCAGCGUCGGAAUAUGACGGGUCGCGAAGCACUGAUGUAAUUCGGUUCGAUGAAGUGCCUAUAACCCAUCUGCUAGACCCCGUCUGCAGACCAUCCGCGCUGUGUGACAGCGUAUCUUCAAGAAGUAAAGCAAUUUCAUUAAAAUAGGGUAUGAACUGGACGGGAAUCUGCGGUGUUACCAUGUGCCAUUAAUGCUUCCGGUUAGUCAGUCAAAUUCGAAUCACCUUGUAUCUCUCGUCAGCUGAGGGACGCCGAGCAGUUGGAUCAUAAGCCAGCAGUAUGCAAAAGCCAUUCAGGCAAAUGAACUUUGUCACAGUAAACCAGACAUGGACUCCUAUCACCCGAACUGUUAUUAAGUUACGUGAAAUGCAGCCAAUGCCCAAUCAAACGGUGCUAUCCCACACUAAGUAAAAUACUGCGAGUGGGAACCAGAUUUAUGGAUCCACCAUGCAAUUGACUUCACAUUACCAAGUUAACUGAUGUUGCGGAAUUCCUAUCUGCCAACUACCGCCCUCAAAUAGAGCUUGAAUUCUAAAUUAAUAACCAAAAACAUCUCAGGUCAGUUCAGUUCGACUGUCGGAAUUAAAGAGGCCUUCAACAGCUCUCUCAUUUUAUGUAGAAAUCGCAAUUAAGAUACUCGUGGACAUGAAUGCCAUCAAACGUCCAUAUACCUAAAUCCAAUGAAUUGUUCUCCUCAAAAUGGCGUUUGGCUGUAUUAUCGCCAAAGCAUCAUUAUAUUAACAGAUUCAGGUCACGUUCGAGAGGCCGCAGUCGGGUGGGGCAAAAGCGUACACGCUCACAAAGGCAAUAAAACGGACUGCGGAUAAAGGCGACUUAGGUACUGCGUUCAUAUGUUACUUAAAUGCAUACUUUUUCUCCCUAGCGUUGAUUACCGCAAACCAAACUCGCUGAUGCAAAAGUGAAUGAAACAAAGAAGCGUUAUUUAAUUUUUCCCAAGGAAAUAAGCGAGUAACUUGUCAAAAGCAGACUGAAUAAGGCUUGAUGAGAGUUUGGGCAAGUCAAGCAUAUGUGUAGUCGCCUCAUCUGAGAUGUCGGACCAUGGACGACUUCCACAUACGCGGAAUUUGCCCAACCAUACAACGCUGCAGAUACUAGCCCUGUCCCAUCCAUUUAUUCGCUAAGACUACAGAUUGAAGUAGUGUAUAGAAUGGUCUUGUAAACCGUCGCUGGCAGAUUUCGUGGUAUUAAAGACCAUUUUAAUUACUCUGAAAGUAACCCCCACCCUCGGUGCAUCGUUCUUUUAUGCCGGUCUCUUUAUUAAUAUACCCUUAAUUAAGUUUAUUUCCCUACAUCCAUUUUAGUUCAGGACGCCCUGAGAAAAAUAAAUGAAUACUUCCGGUACGACGAAAAUCUGUUUACUUCAAAAUGUCUACCAUAAAUUUGUCCGAAAAGGCUCAACAAAAUAUACAUUGAAAUUUAAACACGAGUUCAACGAUCUAACUCUUGUAAUCUUUUCUAACAGGAAAUACACUGACGAGAGCAUUGAACUCCUUGAGGCAAAAAACAUUAUCCUCAAGUUUUGCCAAUUGAAUACCAAGGAGUAUAUACAUCAGGUAAGUUCCCAAUUUCAACAUAUUUUCGGCCCAUCGGCAGCCCACUCGACUAUCAGCUCUCUUGCCACACAAGCGAAUAUGUGCUCGAAUGGCUUUUAGGUGUGCGCGUAUAACCACUUCGUCCUCAUGUCUGGCGAGUGAUUAAUAUGCACUGUUAUGUUGUCUAUGCCACUUUUCUCAUCAUCCCCACCUCCCUCCCCCCUGACAGCACAUGGGAGUACAUUCGUCCUCGCGAACAACUCAGCGUAUGCGUCCCCACCUUGUGGUGAAGUCUGCUGGGUCACGCAGCAUGAGCUGCGGUAGAAAUACAACACGAGAUGCAUGCGCAUGUGGGUCGGCUUGCACAUAAACGCCGACUGGGGAAUUCGGACAUUUGUAAGAGGAAAGUCAGGUAUUUGCGCAGGCUAUUAAGAGACCAUGCGUAAUANAUGAAAUUUCCCAAUCGCCUUUUCCUGUCCACACGAAUUGAAAUAUUUUUCAUAAAAAGUGGACGCGAUAAGUCGUGAAAUAUUAAGCGAAAUUGUAAAAUGCUACUCAGACUCAAAAAGGUUACAUAAGUAUGGUUGUAAUAUUAAUAAGCGCGCAGCAUAAUCUCAUGAUAAUUCAGCUACUCCGUGAUGCCGACCAUCGAACAAACGUCUUCAGGGCUGCCAGCAAGAAACGCACUGGGCAUGAGAUUUUCUAAUCGAUUUUCGAUGUCCUUAUAAAUUACAAAUAUAUUUCACUGAAAACAUGUAUAAAAAUUUUCACUAUUUUACUCAUUUGGCAGAAAAUUACGCCUUCAAAGUUCAUGCCUGAUAGAAGAGCAGAGUUCGGUUCUAAAAAAAGUUUUCCGAUUCCCAGACAACUUCGAACCAGAACUGCCGACACGCUUGCAUUCAGGAUUUCCAAACUACAAGCUUUAUGUUUUCAGUGUACAGAAAAUCGCAUACUUCUCUACGUUAUUAAGAGGACACCGUAUAGAGGUUCGUAAAAUCUAGCAAUUAAUUUGAACAUAUCGUAAACUUUACGAGCAACAUUGGUAAAUGCAGUGACGGAAUGUGUCAUCAACAAGCAUUUCGCGGUCUUAAAAAUCUCAAAAUUGGAGGCCGAAUUAUACUCUUCCUUCGAGUAUAAAAUUCGAGGAAGACGUAAUUUUCUACCGGAUUAGCAAAAGAAUAGUGUUAUGCACGUUUUCCAUGAAAUGAUUUUUUAAUUUAUAAGGGCAUCGAAAAUCAAUGAAGAAAUGUCAUGCUCCUUAAGGGGCCAUGCUUUGCCGAGUGCAAUCUUUGCUGGCAGCCGGAAAGAAGUUAGAUCGAAAGCCCGCAUCCCGAAGUGAAUCAAUUAUCAUGAGAUUAUUCUGCAUGCUAAUUAAUUUUAUAACCGCACUUAAGUAAUCUUUUUUUCAGUUAAGAACGCAUCUCAGAACUCCGGUUAACAUUUCGUGACUUAGCACAUCUAUUGUACGCAGAAUAAUAUCCCUUCUCGUACUCAUUUGGUAGUAAAUCAUGUAGUCUCCGGGUUUUUCUCCUGAGAAAAAGAGUAUCUUCCGGUUUUACAAAGUUCGCUAUUAUGGGACUUAAGGCCGUGAGAUUCCCAUGCAAAUAGUAACGUAUAUAUCAAUUCAUAAAUGCCCGUCAUGGACUACACAUAGUCUGCGUCCAUUGGAAAGUUUCGUGAGCACCACACGCUAUAUUUUAAUAGCAUAAGGGAGUUUACGAUUUUCCUUGCAUGGUAGGUAUACAGCUUGUACUUUGGCAACCCUAAAAGCAAGUGCAGCGGCAUGUAGGGGUAACAUAUUAUUCGACAAUUGAAAAAUAUUUUUAAAACCUACAGAUACCCUUUCAAUAAGCACACAGUUUGGGAAAGACGCAAUUAACUGCAAAAUGAGCACAAGGGUAUUUGGGUGGAUUUUGAGAGGGAACGAAUACCAUACUACUUAGGCAGCCACUUUUUAACCAAGUGCGACUCGUGCGAUCGGUCGGAAAGAUGCGCAUUCAGAGGCCGGCGUCCCGGUGACUGAAAUAUUUUAAGGUCAUGCUCCGCGCUAAUAAAUCCGAGGACCCCAUCUAAACAACCGUUUCUAAUCUAAAACGCAUUUCGGAAUUUCGAUUGACAUUUCACGAAGCAGACCAUCUGUUGCACAAGAAUCCUAAAAAUUGCAGACGAGUCAAUGCAAACGAGUGUCAUGAAUCUUCCCUUGUCCCCUAUCUCUGAGUUCUAAAAAUGGUAACCAAUUUUUGACGGUGGAAAGUAGCGAUACACACGAAAAGAGCAGUGCCGAACAGCUGCUGAGAACGAGUAUAUCCGACGGCCAGAACAAGAGCUUUAUUGGUUCGGCAUCCCAGAUCCAUGCUCAUACUCAUCAUGCAUGCCAGAAUCAACAGUAGUGAGGUCCAAGAUGCAGUGUUUAUAGGGUUACUCGUCGUUGAUAUUCUCUUAACUAGCUCGACGUUGCAGUCCCCUUACCUCUGUGUCUGAUGGUUCGUUUGAGCAUGUAUUCUAGGCGUCAGCCCGAUGAAGCUAUUGUUCCAACGACCGAACACGCUGGCCGGAGGCAACUUACAUUUACUGGCUUUUGCUGCGAGAGCAUAAACGAGAACAAAACGCUAGGAGUAAUUAAAAGGAGGCCCUCCAACUUUUGGUUUAGCAAACGACAAGCAGGCUCACUCGGUCAUUGGAUGAUGAUGGGUUCCGAUGAUCUAUGCUGCAAAACAAAGUUUACCAUGCAGCACUCAAGUCACUUAGCCUACGAGUUCCUGUCAUCUCGAGGAUGUUGGACUGCGUAGCAGAGGACAACAGAAAAACCGAAGUAACGAUCAGGGACAGUACUAUGGUGCAAUUAAAAAUUAUUUGCGCGCACAAAACUCACUAUAGGCAGUGCAAACGUAAUACCGAGUCGUGUACAAGCAUGUUGCAAAGAAUGAACGUCUACCUAGAGGACAUCGUUCUCUUGAUAGACAACCAACAUCAAGGGUCAGCCUAUGCUUUUCAGAAGCCACCACCAAAUACUUGCGAACUACUAUUUAGCGGCAAGCUGGUCGCUAAAUGGGCAAACUCGGAUGCCCGAAACACACGAAAAGAUGCGCUGCAUGGUUCAGCAUACCUAGGGGUUUGAACACGGCAAUGAAAACUGAACCGGACGACGCAGCGCAAUUAGCGCGACACACCAUCACGCCAGUCAAGUGAGAAUUCGUAGGUAAAUUGAGCGCCUCACUCUUUAACCGGGUCGACUCACCAGAUUUACGACUGAAGCCAACCAGACAACCUUUGAGCGGGACGGACAAUUUCCUAGUCCGCAGGAUGACUGAAAUAUGGGCGGCGCACGGCCCCCAGCACUCCACCAAGUUUGUACGCCAAAGGAAGUCAACAAUGCAUGUUCCUUUUAGGGGGUGGAAAUCACUAAUUUCUCAACGUCGUGGGAGGACGGGACUGCUUUAUGCGCUCUGGUGCACCACUUCUUCCCUACUGCAUUCGACUUCUACAAUUUGAAAAAUGUCAACAAGCAGGAGAAGAUCAAACUGGCACUCAGCACAGCACAGUGA